AUGGAUUUCACGUUUACUUUAUUAUCUAUCGCCUUAUUUCCCCUGGCCCUAUUUGCAUUCUGGUCGCUCUCAGCAACAGGGCCGUCAGCGCCUCUUGGGCGCGGAUUCCCAACCUUAUACAACAAAAGAAUAUGCCUCUUGAUUGCGCACCCUGAUGAUGAGGCCAUGUUUUUUGCGCCGACUCUGUUAGCGCUCACGAAACCUGAAUUGGGGAACCAUGUCAAGAUACUCUGCCUAAGCUCUGGUGACGCAGCAGGUAUUGGGCACAUUCGCAAACAAGAACUUCAGAAAAGCGCUCUCCGACUUGGUUUGCGCAACGAAUCCGAUGUUUUCAUUGUGGACGACCCAAGUCGCUUCCCAGAUAGCAUGUCUGCUACCUGGUCAGAGGAUAGUAUUUCGGUACUCCUUGCUUCUGCAUUUGCCCCCGGACUCGCCGUUCAACCACCAGCCUCACCAGAGGCUCAUCGACGGAAGACCUCUACUGCUAACAGCGUUGGUGGCGAUAGGGCAAGAAGUCCUCCUAUAAACGGGAAUGCUACAAUUGAUGAUACACCCAACCAAUCCGCUCCUGUCGCAACCAUCGAUGUCCUCCUUACAUUUGAUCAGUCAGGUGUUAGCAAUCAUCCAAACCAUCGUUCCCUCUACCAUGGAGCGCGGGCAUUCCUACAAGUUCUAAUGCGUGGAAGAUCUGGCAGCGCUUGCCCCGUCACAUUAUACACUCUUACAUCGACAAACAUAGCACGAAAAUAUCUAGGAGUUUUUGACGCCCCUAUAACCAUGUUGAAUGGUGUGAUAAGUAAUGCAUUUGGCGGAUCUAGCACAAAUGCGGCACCACUACCUCCAAUGUCCAAAACCCAGGAGCUAAGAGGAGUUCGUGAAUCACCGCCAGCAAACAGACUGCUCUUCAUUAAUUCGGUAAACGACUGGCUAUCUGGAUGGAAGGCAAUGGUGUAUGCACAUAAGAGCCAGAUGGUCUGGUUCCGGUGGGGGUGGAUUUCGAUAGGAAGACCUACCAUUGGUUUUACAUUUCAUCUCAACUAA
Messenger RNA from Microsporum canis CBS 113480, 1041 nucleotides. Its product is annotated as N-acetylglucosaminyl phosphatidylinositol de-N-acetylase. The coding region runs from base 1 to 1041 and encodes 346 amino acids. Gene Ontology annotation, cellular component: endoplasmic reticulum. The record is from RefSeq and is a predicted model, not a curated record. The transcript has 3 exons. NCBI's taxonomy places the organism in Eukaryota, Fungi, Ascomycota, Eurotiomycetes, Onygenales, Arthrodermataceae. Gene Ontology annotation, biological process: GPI anchor biosynthetic process. Gene Ontology annotation, molecular function: N-acetylglucosaminylphosphatidylinositol deacetylase activity.